AUGAAAAGACUGGAAAAGUGGAUAGAUGGAGCACCCAACAGCUCAAAAAUGAUAUCGCCUGUCCUCGAGACAUUGGAAAUCGAGAGUUGCGCAAAGAUUAUUCUUUUAGAUGAAUGUCAUCCCCAUCCUCUUGUGUCCUUAAGGAUAUGGAGCUGCAUAGGUUUGGAGUACAUUAAGAGCAUACAAGGCCUCACAUCUCUUAAAUCUUUAGUAAUCGGCCAUUGUCCAAGUCUUUCAGUAAUAGCCAAUUUGCCCAAACAGUGUCAUUCUUUGAAGAGUUUGCGAAUUGGCUAUUGCGAGAAGCUGACUUCCUUGCCUUGCGAAAUGUUUGACUGUUUUGCCUUCUUAAAUAAGUUGGAACUUGGUCCGUUCUCGAAGGAGUUGGAUUCUUUCCCGAGUCUCCAAGGCAUCGAGAAGUUAAGGAACCACCUUGACUACUUGGACCUCAGAGGUUGGGAUCAUUGGGAGUCAAUUGCAGAAGAAAUACAGCACCUCACUUCACUCACUUCGUUAGUCAUAAGUGGAUUCGGAAUGCGAGAACUGCCCGUGUGGUUAACCAACAUGUCAUCUACCCAACAUUUAAGUUUCCAUGAUUACAACGGGCUAAAGAAAGAAACAUGA
This is a messenger RNA of Lactuca virosa, 621 nucleotides long. NCBI's taxonomy places the organism in Eukaryota, Viridiplantae, Streptophyta, Magnoliopsida, Asterales, Asteraceae. The record is from the annotation of a GenBank genome assembly.